Messenger RNA from Anguilla anguilla (European eel), 5474 nucleotides. RefSeq names its product CDC42 effector protein (Rho GTPase binding) 4b (gene cdc42ep4b). The coding region runs from base 596 to 1630 and encodes 344 amino acids. The record is from RefSeq and is a predicted model, not a curated record. The transcript is spliced from 2 exons. Lineage: Eukaryota; Metazoa; Chordata; Actinopteri; Anguilliformes; Anguillidae.
AAUAAUCCGACUGUUCAGUGCACCGUCACCACACAACGCGGACGGAGGUUUAGAGAGACUGAACUGUGAAGUUGUACAGGAACUUUAGAGUUAAUUCACUACGAAUAAAUUGAUAUAUUGCUACUUUGUCGUACAUACCUUAGUAAAUGGUGGCAUGUAUGCCUGUUUUAAUACUGUAUCGUCAAUACAUGUGCAACUAUCUGUCGUAGCCUAUUAGCAAAGGAUUUACAAAACACUAAAACAAACCUGGUUUGUUUCCCGAAUCUCAAGAAAACAAUUCGUGAUUUAUUAACGGCUGCAGUGUACCGGGGUGUUUGCUGAAUUACUUCGCCGUAAGCACUACUGCGGAAAACGAGGCUGGGCUGCGGAUGUCAGCGAUUGUCGACCAAGGCCGGCCUUCUGAGCGACUGCGAUGGCUGUGACCGCCCUGUACCUGGAUAUCCGCGUUCCCUGACCGCCUUACGGCCACGCCCUGUCCGAGAGCUACUACCCGGCGCACCUUUUUUAGCUGUAGAACUUCCUUCUUUCAAUUUAAAUUUGCUUGUUCGCAGCCUGAUAUUUGAACCCUUUCUGUGGAGCGUCACCCGGAGCAGAGAUGCCCAUCCUAAAGCAGCUGGUGUCGGGCUCGUCCCAGUCCAAGCGGCGGUCGCGGGCCGACCUGACGGCGGAGAUGAUCAGCGCCCCCCUGGGGGACUUCCGGCACACCAUGCACGUGGGGCGGGGCGGGGACGCGUUCGGGGACACCUCCUUCCUCAGCAGCCGGUCCGGGGAGCCGCCGCGGGACGAGGAGGCCCGGUCCGCCUCCCCCGGGUCCAAGCCGAGCCUGCUCUCUAGAACCUUCCGCAGCAGCAAGCGCUCGCAGUCCGUCAACCGGGCCGACAAGCGCGACACCCUGCUGGCCCCGCCCGGCGACUCGCCCGCCUUCGUGAAGAACGCCGUGUCCCUGCCCCACCUCAACGACGAGGACCACGAGAGGGGCGUGGCCCGGGUGCCCAAAAGCCUGUCCUCCAGCCCGCUGAGGAAGGGGUGCGAGGGGGACCCCAAACCCGUUAACGGGGCGACUGCGGCGGCGGUGGCCGGGGCCGCCCGGGGGCUGGACCUGGAGCUUGACGAGAAGAAUUUUGGGGAGCUGACCGACCUUCCCCCCUCGACCGGCCCCAGGGGGGGGAUGAAGCAUGCCGAGUCCAUCAUGUCCUUCCACAUCGACCUGGGACCCUCCAUGCUGGGGGACAUCCUGAGCGUGAUGGAGAAGAAGGCCUGGGACGAAGACGACCUCGGGUUCGAGGAGGGCAAGAACAGCGAGGGCAGGGCGUCCCCGCCCCUCAGCCCGCCCGCCGAGGAAGAGGAGGAGGAGGAGGAGGAGGAGGAAGAGAGGCUGCAGAGGGCUCCCGUCCGUCCGCCCCGCGCCACUGUUCACGGGGGCGGACCCUACACCCCCGAGCUCCGCCCCCGACACCACCACCACCUGGACAGCUGCUCCGUCUCCAGCUCGGGCUCCGCCGCCCUGGAGGAGAAACCACUGGGCCAGCCGCAGGGGGACUCGGACAGCGCCAAGUUCAGCUCCCCGCAGGGGGAGGACGAGAAAGACUUCUCCUUCAUGGACGAGGACGAAGACGAAAUCAGAGUGUAGAGGAGGACGCGCGCGCUACUCAAGUUUAUGAAAAUGGCGUGGAAAGGCGGGAUUUGGGUGACUCUAAAAUGAGUAGUUGUUUAGGACGCGUUAGAGACGAUCUCCUCAGACCCCACCAAGGGGGUGGGAGGGUAGCUAAGAGCCUGAGGGAAGAGCCCAGUUUUUCUCCCAAAUAUUUUUAAACCCACAGUCCCAUGAGUCAUACUUCAUAGCAUUACGGAAUUACACUGCUGUCCCUGGGUAGAGUAGGACUGGUCACUACACACACACACACACACACACACACACACACACGGUGAUGCCACUACAGUACUGUCGCUCCUGGGCCCUGGCACAUGGGUCAGGUUACAUCUGAUACACUGAUGGAUCUCCAUUUGCUCAGACUCGGGACAGAGCCGGCGCUUUGGCGGAAAAGCCUCCGUUGCCAUGGUGACGGGAUGUUCUCACUGCCGUCUGGUUAAUCCAGGAGGAUUUGGGAUCUCACGAAGGCAGCGGUGUUAGUUGAAGGGGACAGCAGCCUGCACCAUGUCGUUUUUUAGUUUGUAAAAAAAAAUAAACGUGUGUGCGCCCGUGUGUGUUACACGCAUCCGCCAGUCUCACGUGAGAGCUUAUCAGAGAGCUUCCUUGCUGGUUGCUGGUUCAGUCACAGUGUUUUUGGCAAAAUGCUGUGUUGACAGGCAGCCCCUGCCACCAAAGCAAGAAGCCCAGAGCAAUCCCUUCCCACAGCCCUCCCUCCAGUUACCCCCCCCCCCCCCCCUACUCGCUCUCGGUCUGUGAGACACAUGGUGAAAGGGACUGGCACAGUCUUAACUGCAGUUUCCCACAGAGGGGAGACAGGCUUAGAGUGCUGAGAAUAGAAAGUAUAGUAGGCCUUAGCAGCCUAGCACUUUUAUACUGGAAGUGCGUGUGUGGUUGUGUGCGUGCGUGCGUGCGUGCGUGCAUUUAUGUGUGUGUGUGUGUGCAUGUCAGUGAGGAGAGUGCUAGUUUCACAAAAACUUAUAGGUCUACAGAUCUGUUCCAAUCCUCUCCUCUUUUGAGAUUAAUACCUGCAAUAACACAUAAUUGUGAUUUCCCCAAUACUGAUAUUUUUGUAGUACUGAUUGUAUGUACAUAUUGUUGCAUUGCCAGUUGGUCCCUAGCUGUAAUUUUUUGGAAUUCCUUGCUUUAUCAUUGUCUUUAUUUUCCACCUGAUCACCUGACAGGAAAUGAAGAAGCACAAAGGAUGAUCCCCAAGUGUAUUCUGGGAAUCUGAGUUUUUGGCUAUGUAAACAUUCUCUGUCAUGUGUAAGCCAGUCUUUGCCUACAAGGGAACCAGAAAAAGAAAAUUAAAGCUUGCUGACUGUACAUACGCUUUUAGAAUUCAUUCUAUUUAGGGAUUCACUUUGAGUUGAGUUAUUUUGUUUGUUUGUUUCCAAGGUACUUAAGUUCACACCAGACUUGAGCUGUAAAAAAAACUGACAACCUGUCUGCACGUAACAGCAUCUAACACUGUGGCCUUUAAGUGGUUCGAGCCCUCCCCAAGUAGAACCACAAGACAGUGGGCAUGGGCACCCUGGCAUUACUGGCAGUGGCUCCAGUGUUUUGUUAAUUCAGAGCUCUAUGACCCUAAAACACUAAUACUUUUGUACAGAUUUCUACAAACAUUUGACAAACAUUAAAGUAUAUGCUUUUAAUUUUUUUUUUCUCUCCCCUCUUUUUCUUUCCCAACUUUUAAACACAAACUAGCUGUAAAAAAAAAUUUGAAACAAGAACUGCGUGGCAUUUCUUAGUACAGUAACGUUUGAAUAGUGACAUCUUUAUUGCCACUGUUUCAACUACGAAUGUCAGGGUUCAAAAUGGCUGACUGGUCAGAGGAAUCAGGGUAUUUUAUGUGUCUUGGAGUGUUCUGGUACGUGCACAUUUUGCGGAGAGAGAGAGUGAUGAUUGAAGGGGUGGAGAGAUGUAGUCAGGGUGUCGAAUGAUUUGACGUGGUCCCUCAUGUUUUCUUCCAAGGCUCAGAGGAACCUGCGACAGCUCUAGCGCUUUUGCAUUGUGUUACCUACAGCCAGAGCUGAAGAACUUUAUAUCACAGUGCUGGCAACGGCAGAGGAUUUCUGUGUGACUUAAAUGUUCAUUUAAGUUUCUUACACAGCUGUACAGUGGGCAAGGGCUAUAAUGAACCAGCCUGGUUCCAGCUCUACUGUGAAAAAGGGCUAAAAUAAGCCAGCCUGGUUCCAGCUCUACAGUGGGAAACGGCUAUAAUUAUCCAGCCUGGUUCCAGCUCUACAGUGAGAAAGGGCUAUAAUAAGCCAGUCUGGUUCCAGCUCUAAAGUGAGAAAGGUAUAAUGAGCCAGCCUGGUUCCAGUUCUGUAGUGGAAAAGGGGCAGGUCUCUUUUGAAGCUACUGCCCCAUCAGCACACCCAUCCCCUAAUAUGCCUGCUCUCUGCUCUGGCCUUAACACACAGCAGCCCGUGCUGGGAAGCAGGAAAAGCCUGUCUGCUUUCGCUUCCAUUUCAUCUAAUCUGAUAUUUACAGCCUGUUCCUCGCUCUGAGGGGAGAUGACAUUACACAGAGAGGGACGGGGAGGGAGAGUCAUCUUUUUUCCCGGAGGUUUCCGGAUCAUUCCUCAUUAGUGCGAUUUAUCCGGUGCUCGGGAAGGAAUCCACCGAUGCUGUACUCUCGUGCCAAAAAAAAGCACCCCCCCCCCCUUCACCCCAAACAAAAGAAGAGCUCCAACUGUUUGAAAAUGCGGUCACUCUCCAUACACUUACUCUAUUGAUGCCGCCCUGCUGCCGUCACAGUGCGGUGUGGGUGCAAGCUGGUGAAUUAAUUUGUUUAUGUGGAAAAUCUUGUUUGCCUGGUAAGCAGAGAGCAGGUUUUAACCGACAGCGGCCUGGAGAUGCAUGCUGGGACAUAUUUCUCCAUCGGGGGAAAGCCGGUGGAAAGGGAGCGGCCAUGAUUCUGUUUCAGGAAGAGUGCGGGAACGCUUGGGAAAUGUGUGCCAAAUUUCAGAGCGCCCCGUUUCGCUUCAGUCCUUCAGUUAUAAAGCGUGCUUGUAGUCUGGGACUGUGCCGAACACAAGCUCGUGUGGGGUAAAGUGAAUGUGAAUGAGUUGUUGGAAAAGAAGGUGGGGGCUCGGUAUUGAUAAAUCGAUGGGGCUGGUGUGUCUCUGGCGUGGAGGUGUUAUUAGAAAGGUAAAUCCCUGUGACUGUGGGAUUAGAGGAGAGGUGACCGUUGCUGUGGGCUGUGCGUGUUAUUGAGGACUAGUCAGCAGAUUCUGUUGAAGGUCGGUCUUUUCAUUUUUUAAAUUGUUUUCUUUUUUAAAAAAUAAAAUCUUGCUGAUUCAGUCUCCAGGUGUUUGUGUUGUGGGUUCAGUGAGUGGUGCGUUCGGCCCACAUGAAGAGGAGCUAACGUAAGCUUGUGGCGGCGCCGACUGACUGACCCCGUGACAAAGAACGCGGCGCGUUGUGCGCUCAAUCCGGACGGGACGGCGCGCGGUUUGUUUACCGUGUCACACCUCUUCGUUCGCGGUCUCUGCGUCGCCGUGGUGAUGGAAGCCACAGGUGUGGCUGUGUCAUGUUUGUGGCACGCGGUGGCAGCUUCUGCGGCGCAGUCAGAGAUUGAUUCACGGUACCCGUCUGAGAACGCCCGCUUUAGUGCCUGCUUGGGGGGGGGGAUCGUCUGAAACGACGGGGAAAAUGUUUUAAUUAAGUUUCAGCUGUAGAUUUUUAUUUUAUUUUAUAAAAUUUUUUUGUGAUGUUUCUUUCUCUCUCCUUCUGUAUAAAUACCUGUAAUUACCUUCUUUGCUUUCCUCUUCCAAAUAACAACUAUAUUUUUCAAUAAAACAAAAAGCUGGUAAUCUUAA